This is a messenger RNA of Akanthomyces muscarius, 795 nucleotides long. RefSeq lists its product as uncharacterized. NCBI's taxonomy places the organism in Eukaryota, Fungi, Ascomycota, Sordariomycetes, Hypocreales, Cordycipitaceae. The transcript has 5 exons. Gene Ontology annotation, cellular component: membrane. Gene Ontology annotation, molecular function: serine-type endopeptidase activity. The record is from RefSeq and is a predicted model, not a curated record. Bases 1 to 795 code for a protein of 264 amino acids.
AUGCCAACCGUUCGCGGCUUCAGCAGUGUCAAAGCACAGUCCUACCUUCUGCGCUUACCUUUGUUUACCAGAGCUAUCGUCUUGAUUAUACUACUGCUCUCACUUCUCAGCCUACCAGGAUUCUGGGACGUACAAGCAUGGGGCUCUCUGGUUCCUAGCAAGGUAUCGCUUUUCGCGGCGCAUCGUAUCAAUACAUUUCCGCUGAUUCACCUGAACGUUUUACAUGCGAUUUUAAAUGUGGUCGCGUUGACGCCCUUGAUGGAACGCUUCGAAAACGAAUACGGCACAUUAACUUCACUGGCACUUUUUUUCGGGCCUUUGACCACGGUCCCCGCGGUAUUGUAUCUUGUCAUCGAGUCCGGUAUUUUGCGACUGAAUAAUGCCAUUAUGGGCGCAAGUAUCUGGGUCUUUCUACUUCUCGGUAUGGAGGCCAUUCGGACAUAUCGAUCGAACCCGCAUCUUAUAAUCGGCACGCAUCAUAUUCCAACUUGGACGACACCACUACUUUUGGCCUUUGUGAUAGCAGCACUGGUCCCGAGCUCAAGUCUUCUCGGGCAUCUAUGUGGUCUUGGUGUUGGAUACAUUGCUGGCCUUGGCUAUGUCAAAUACAUUGCGCCUCCCGAGUGGGCGCUGCGAUGGCUUGAGUCGAAGCUGAAUCUCCUUGCGAUAUUGCCUCAUUAUGUCAGCGUGGAUCAAAAGACAUAUGGCAGAUUUGGUGUUUUGCCUUCUAGUAGUCGCAUGGGUGGGAGCCCGGCUACUGAAUUGGUUGGUAGCACGCAGCGUCUUGGACCUUAG